CCUGAUAUACAUGUAAACAGUCUAAUUGUGGUUUCCUGCUGGACUAGUAGAAGAUAUGUGAACCGCAGAAGCAAACUGCCUGUUCAGAAAGACCGUGUUUACAAUCUAACUUAGCAAGUGCAAAAAUAAGUCUUAAGUCUGUGGUUUGUUGAUAGAUAGUUCGUGGACCUACAUCGUUCAUGCUUAUGAAGGUUUGCGUAUUUGCACCCUAAAUUUAAGCCAUUCACUGCGGAGACCUUUUUCUAAUUUCUAACACGAGUGUGAACAAUGUGACUCCCUGCCAGUCAGAAAUGAAGAAGCUUCUCGGAUGAGUCGUCAAAAAAUAUAUCUUCAAGAGCAAAACAAUAAAUCCAGCUGCCUUUUGAAUUACUGCUUAAAGAUAUCCAGCUGCCAGAGGUGUUCUACAUCUUUCAGAAGUCCUUUUAGUCUGAGCAUUAAAAGGACUAGACAUUUGACCGUGUUGCUUCUCUUUCAAAUUGCUCCUGUCCAUAUUGCCUAAGCUGAGAGCAAUGCUCCGUGUUUUUGUCAAUCAGGUAUCGGAGCUGUGCUUGAGACUCAGUCUGCAGGCCCCUUUUUGACACGCUUGACAUUUUAUUCCCUUGUUGCAAAUGAUCAGAAAGCAAACACAUCCUGUUCAGAAACAGGCAGUCGUAAUCAUUUUCUCUGGGAUAUGUAAAACAAAUACUGUCUGUGGAAAGUUCUCUCAAGCAUGUGAGACAGAAAACUGUGGAGAACGGUAUUUAUACUGAAGAGUUUGGGUCAAACUGACACAAAAACCCAAAGAAAAUGGAUCUUUAGGGAGCUCCAUGAACAGCUUGGUUCUAACUGUUCUGUUGAUGCAAUAGAUCCUCGUUAAUCUGAACUUUCGCUCUCAGCUGUGUUGUAUUGUUACUUUUAUAAUGUAUACUGCCUUAGAAGGAGCUGAUCCAGCAUUCAAUGUGUUGGUUAGGGUGCACUUCCUCUUGCGCUAGUCUUGAGGGUUUGAAGGUGGAGCUUCAUGGAGUUCCUCAUGGUUUCAUUUACAGUCACCCAAAGCUUUUCAUAUCCAGUUGUGAGUGCGUGCAUGUGUCCUGUCAUGGUUUACAUCACUGACUUCCCUCAGGAUCUUAACUAGUGUCUUGUGACCGUGUUGAAGAUGACUGGGAUCCAGUACCUGGCUUGUCUGUGGACUCUGUUCAUCACACAGACUGGAUUUGUAUGCAGUGAGAUUCAGUUCUUGGAGAGGAAUGAGGGGGAAUCUGUGGUUCUUCCCUGUGUGGUUGAGCAAAGGAACCCUUCGCCCUUCGGAAUCUACCUGAAGCGCAGCUGGCUGGAUCCCCGCGAAGUGCUCUUCAAGUACACCGACAGCGAAGUCAGUGUGGGUAAGGCUGGUGACAAGAACCGCAUCAGUGACAGUGGAGACCCGAGCAUCCACUCUCUGAAUGUGACCAUCUCACAGCUGAGUGCCAACGACACAGACCGCUACUACUGUGAGUUUAUGGUGGCCAACCCUUCCUCUACAGACGACCGAAUACCUGCAAAGACCGAAUUCUUCCUCCUCGUUAAUGCUGAUGCCGCUGGGUCAGCGGACAUAGGGUUGGUAGAGACGUGUUCUGGGGGCUCAGCCGUGCUCCCCUGUCUCCCCCCACGCGGUGAUGCCUUGACUGUAGAGGGGGUGAGUCUGAAGCGGCAGCGGGGCCAGGCGCCCGUGGAGGUGUUGUACCACUCAAAGCGUCACCACGGCAGCAGCCCUCCAUCCUCCUCCUCCCAGUUCCCUAUUGAGAGGGUCCAGCUGUCCUCGGCGCCCGGUCCCGAGGGCAUCACCUACAACCUCACCCUGCAGCAGCUACAGCCAGAUGACAGCGCCCUGUACAGCUGCCAGCUGCUCCUGCGUGGCGGGACCGACACCAGCACCAGUCUAGGGAGACAUGUGUUCUUUGUUUCUGUGCGAGGAGAUCAGUGUGGCUGCUCCAACUACUCCACUCUGGUAUACGUUUUGUCCUCGGCUGGGGUCGUUCUCCUUCUCCUCCUCCUCCUCGCAUUUGUGAUGAUCUAUAAAGGCAAAGCACGCCGCAGUGUCAAGUCACACACUCAGGCCCCCAUCUAUGAGGAGAUGACCGUGGUACAGCCUGCCGCUCGAAAACUGCAGCCCCUGCAUCUGGAGGAAAUGGGUUCCAAGUACACGAACUGCCACGUGAAGAAAUCCUGCCCCGCAAACCAUUACGAAAGCCCCAGCGGGGCCCUCAGCCCCAGGAGUGACUCUCAGAAAUGAAGUAUUAGAUUUUGUCACCAGCAUCGUAAACUAGACCAACUUAUCCAGACUCCAAUAGGCACUCUGAAGUUUCUCAAACAGAUUGUCCCUGUACCGCCUUUUAUCUCAUGUAUAUUGGACUGUUGAUAGUUUGAAAAAGUGAAUCUGUAUUUUGUCAUUCUCUUAAAUCUUGACUGCCACUGUCUGUUUUUGGCUAUUUCAGAUAAAUGAAAAGUACCCUGCGGAGUUUUGUAAACAAUAAUCUCUAUAAACCGAUAUCUGCGUAGGAAAGCAGAAUGUGUAGGCAAUGGGACAAGACUUUUUGUUACUGGUUUCCUUUUGUAAUCAGAGUAGUAUUGACCAAACACAUUUGAGCGGGCUUUGGUAGCAUGCAUGUAAACAGUCCGUGUGGAGAGCAGAAGUGGCGGAAUGCAUUGGCCGAAAAAGCUUUUCUGCGUCUUUGAGGUCUGACAAACAUUCUGACCGCAUUGUCUUCCUCAUAAAACAUUUGCUAGCUUAGAUUGUUGAGAUCCAGGUUUGGCAUAUUUUUGUACAUUUUUACUGCCGCUAACUGUCAAUCAGCAGAGUAGUGUUAAAAGAAAUUGGUACCAAGUCACAAAUCUGUCAAAAACUCCACAGUGUACCUUUAAAUACCUGACAAAGUACUUUAUGACAUUGAUGCUUAAAUUCGAUUAAAAAAAUCUAAUAUUUCCAUUAAGAAUUGCUGUUUAUUGGUUUGCACACGACCUAAUCAGGGUUUUCCCUGAACUCUUUUUAUCACAAGGGGGCAAAAAGUGCGUUGCAUUUGGCAUAAAGUUUAUGCGUAUGAUUCACAAUGCUAGUUCUGACUCUGAAUAGGUCUUAAAUGUAUAUUUAUACACAUAUGACGGACCACAGUAUUAUAGUUAUUAACCUGUUAGGUGUCCAAGAGACCAGGAACAGAAGAAGUAAUAAAUAACCCAGCUGGGCAGCUGUCUCAGCGAGUGACGGGCAUUAACUAACAGCUUACGCUGGACACACACUAACAAAACCAGUAUAAUUGGAUUAAAAGGUAUUUGAGUGGACCAAGGUAAUAAAGUACUGAUUCUGAGUGUUCAGGUAUCUAAUCCCAGAGGGAGGGGCUUUGAUGCCUCUGGAAAUGUGGUCCAAAUUUGUUGCCACUCUGUUCCCUCCUUCACCCAACGCCAAUCAGAAAGUGUUUGCAUGGUAGGCUGUGCCCUUUGCAUGUUGGUCUAGAGCGGCUCAUGUUGGAGGGGUGUUCUCCAGAGGCCUUGAUUUCUGAGUAAAAAGCUGUUUCCUUGCUUCAUUCACUUCCAA
Anarrhichthys ocellatus (wolf-eel) is the source of this 3547-nucleotide messenger RNA. It is a transcript of the gene cd7al, whose product is annotated as cd7 antigen-like. Gene Ontology annotation, cellular component: membrane. The transcript has 5 exons. The coding region runs from base 1136 to 2251 and encodes 371 amino acids. Gene Ontology annotation, molecular function: signaling receptor activity. The record is from RefSeq and is a predicted model, not a curated record. Gene Ontology annotation, biological process: adaptive immune response. NCBI's taxonomy places the organism in Eukaryota, Metazoa, Chordata, Actinopteri, Perciformes, Anarhichadidae.